GCGGAGUAAUGGUCUGGUACGCAUCACAAAAGCUCAAAUUGAAAGGUGAUGGUUGCGGAGUGAAAAGUCAGGUGCUUCACGCCAAUAAUUGAAUUAAACAAAAACAAUUUCAAAGUUUGAGUACUUUGUAGAGCUUAUUAAAAAAUCGAGUAGUGUUUCGACCGCCGUAAGGAUGAACAGCAGUGGGCAACAAGCAUACCCCCUGGCCUCCCUGUACGUAGGGGACCUGCACCCUGAUGUGACAGAGGCCAUGCUCUAUCAGAAGUUCUCUCCUGCUGGACCAAUUAUGUCUAUUCGUGUGUGUCGUGACAUCAUCACCCGAAGAUCUCUUGGAUAUGCAUAUAUCAACUUCCAGCAGCCAGCUGAUGCGGAGUGUGCUUUGGAUACAAUGAACUAUGAGGUCCUCAAGGGUCGACCUAUCAGGAUAAUGUGGUCUCAGCGUGACCCAGGACUAAGGAAGUCUGGCGUGGGAAACAUUUUCAUCAAGAACAUGGACGAGUCCAUUGACAACAAAGCCCUUUAUGAUACCUUUUCAGCCUUUGGGAAUAUACUGUCUUGUAAGGUUGUGUGUGACGAGAAUGGCUCCAAGGGCUACGGCUUUGUUCACUUUGAGACACAAGAGGCGGCAAAUCGUGCCAUCGAUACUAUGAAUGGAAUGCUGCUCAAUGACAGAAAAGUCCUAGAGACAGGUAGUGAGUUGGAAUCUGGGAUUGGUGACCCAAAGGCCUGUGUCCUGGGGAAAAAUUGUCAGUUGUCCCCAUUUAGUUUUGUUGGCCACUUUAAGUCCAGAAAAGAGCGUGAGGUGGAGUUUGGGGCCAAAGCCAUGAGGUUCACCAACGUUUACAUCAAGAACUUCAGCGAGGACUACACAGAUGACAGACUGAAGGGGGUCUUCUCACAAUUUGGCAGGACCAUGAGUGUACGGGUGAUGGUGGAUGAAAGGGGACGCUCUCGGGGAUUUGGCUUUGUAAAUUACGAAAACCAUGAGGAUGCUCAAAUGGCAGUUGAGGAAAUGAAUGGGAAAGAGCUGAAUGGUAAAGUGCUGUAUGUUGGGCGUGCUCAGAAAAGGCUUGAACGCCAGGGGGAGCUCAAGCGCAAGUUUGAACAAAUUAAACAGGAGCGCAUCCAACGCUAUCAGGGGGUUAAUCUGUAUGUCAAAAACCUGGAUGAUGGAAUAAACGAUGAGAAACUCCGGAAGGAGUUUGCCCCUUAUGGUACCAUUACUAGCGCAAAGGUGAUGACGGAUGCGGGACACAGCAAGGGGUUCGGUUUUGUGUGCUUCUCGUCCCCUGAGGAGGCCACAAAAGCUGUGACUGAAAUGAAUGGGCGCAUCGUUGCCACCAAGCCACUUUAUGUUGCUCUAGCCCAGCGCAAAGAGGAACGCAAAGCCAUCCUCACCAACAAGUACAUGCAGAGACUUGCCACAGUCAGGACCAUGCCUGGCCCUGUAAUCGACUCCUACCAGCAGCCAGGGUAUUACAUGUCUGCUGUGCCUCAGCCUCCCAGUCGUUCUUUCUACAAUCCCAAUCAGAUGGGCACCAUAAGAACGUCGCCUCGCUGGACUACACAGCCACCUAGACCACAGGGUCCCUACUCUGCCCAGUUUGUGAGGACUGCUGUUCCCCGGCGUGCCUCCACCCCCAUCAGUGGUGUCCGCCAGGCCUCCACCCAGGCACCACGCAUCAUGAACUACACACAAAGAAUGGCAAAUAUUGGCACCCAGACAGCGGGUGGUCGUGCAGGCCUGUCAGGAGGUAUGGUCAGAGGCACCCAGUACAAGUACUCCUCUGGGGUCAGGAACCUCCAGCAGGUCAUCACUGUGCCAACACCAAUAACAAUGCAACAGGUUAUGCCCUAUCCUGUGAUGGAGCAGGCAGUGCAUGUCCGGGGCCAGGAGCCUCUCACAGCCUCCAUGCUGGCUUCAGCCCCUCUCAUGGAGCAGAAACAGCUGCUGGGUGAGCGACUGUACCCUCUAAUUCAUGCCCUUCAUCCAAAAUUGGCUGGAAAAAUAACUGGCAUGUUACUGGAGAUUGACAACUCAGAGUUGUUGCACAUGCUGGAGUCCCCUGAGUCCCUGAAUUCUAAGGUGGAGGAAGCUGUGGCUGUGCUGCAGGCCCACCAGGCCAAGGAACACUCUCCUAAGAAGUAAAGGACCCCUUCAGGACUGCAAAACAGCAAGGAUUUUCUGAAGGAGAAGAAAAAGGAAAAAAAAUAGGAAAAUGUCAAAAAAGAACUAUUGGUGUAUGUUUAAUGUCACUUGAUUAUUUGACAAUUUAAUUAUUCAAUGUUUGUUUAACAGAAACCACCCUGCUGUUUGCAAUGGGUUGUUAGAUUUUUCUUUUGUUAAAAAAAAAAAGAAUAAAGUGUGUGCAGUAAACCACUGUUCUAAAUGAUUACUUUUUCCUGUAGUAUCAGGUCAUCAUAAUAUACAUUGG
Messenger RNA from Osmerus eperlanus (European smelt), 2435 nucleotides. RefSeq names its product embryonic polyadenylate-binding protein-like. The transcript has 17 exons. Bases 173 to 2149 code for a protein of 658 amino acids. NCBI's taxonomy places the organism in Eukaryota, Metazoa, Chordata, Actinopteri, Osmeriformes, Osmeridae. Gene Ontology annotation, molecular function: poly(A) binding; poly(U) RNA binding; mRNA 3'-UTR binding. The record is from RefSeq and is a predicted model, not a curated record. Gene Ontology annotation, cellular component: nucleus; ribonucleoprotein complex; cytosol.